ACCACCAACUGACCAAUGACUGACCUCCUUCUUUCACGCUGCGGCUUCCGGGAAGUUUUUUCAACCUUUUCAGAGGUGUGCUGUCCGAACUUGUCGGAGUGGAAGGGUGACUUUAUAAGACCCAGUGUUUUUACGAUGUCCCGGGAGCAGGUGGUCGUGGAGCGGGCCAGGCGGGCCUUUCAGACAGGCAGAAGCAAACCUCUGGACUUCAGGAUCCAGCAGCUGAAGAAGCUGCAGAGCUUCAUCUGUGAGAGACAGAAGGACAUCACAGAUGCUCUGAGGAGAGACCUCAGCAAGAAUGAGUUUGUGUCAGAGCUGUUUGAGACGCUGGUUCUGGAGGCAGAACUGAAGUUGACUAUAAGUCGGCUUGCAGACUGGGCAGCUCCUCGGCCCGUAGAGAAGAACCUCCUCACUUUGACGGACGAGGCCUACGUCAAGCCCGAGCCCCUGGGACUGGUCCUCAUCAUUGGACCCUGGAACUACCCCUGGGCCCUCACUUUGCUGCCCCUGGUGGGAGCUAUUGCAGCAGGUAAUGCUGUCGUCAUAAAGCCAUCUGAGAUUAGCCUGAAUUCUUCUAAUGUCAUGGAGGAAUAUCUCCCUCAGUAUAUAGAUAAGCCGGAUCACCUGGGGGAAGUUAACUAACUGUGGUCAGACGUGUAUCGCUCCAGACUACGUUUUGUGUGAAUCUGUCGUCCAGAGCAGAGUUCUGGAGGAGAUCAAGAAGUCCAUAAAGGAGUUUUACACCGACAACCCAAAGGUGAGUGAUGACUACGGUCGCAUCGUCAGCCAGCGUCACUUCAAGAGACUCAUGGGUCUGAUGGAGGGGAGCACCGUGGCGUUUGGUGGAGAUGUUGAUGAAUCACAGCUGUACAUCG
This is a messenger RNA of Austrofundulus limnaeus, 875 nucleotides long. RefSeq names its product fatty aldehyde dehydrogenase. Gene Ontology annotation, cellular component: cytoplasm. NCBI's taxonomy places the organism in Eukaryota, Metazoa, Chordata, Actinopteri, Cyprinodontiformes, Rivulidae. Gene Ontology annotation, biological process: aldehyde metabolic process. The record is from RefSeq and is a predicted model, not a curated record. Gene Ontology annotation, molecular function: 3-chloroallyl aldehyde dehydrogenase activity; aldehyde dehydrogenase (NAD+) activity.